AUGAUCAAAGCACCUUCAGGAGAAAGUAGUGAAACAUCAAGUGUUAGUCCUGUCUUAGGUCAAUCGAACAAUGCUACUGCUGCCGCUGCCAGUUCGCGCCGACUCGGUCAACGAUUCAUUAUUCUUCACUAUUCGCCAUUUAAAGCUGUAUGGGAUUGGGUAGUCAUUUUGCUUGUCUUAUACACUGGUAUAAUUACGCCGUACACAAUUUCAUUUCUUUCUGAUGAAGAUCAGAAACGAACUCAUUUAAACACAUUCGCAGCCACACGACAAUUUAAUCGAGAGCGAACCAGUAUUCAUGUUCUAGUUAUUAUUGAUGUUCUUGUUGAUUUCAUGUUCAUAUUUGAUAUACUGAUCAGUUUUCGAACAACAUUCGUAUUGAAAGAAACCAAUGAAGUGAUUACGAAUCCCAUUUUAAUCGCGAAACACUUCGUAAUCGAUUCAUGGAGACGAUUUGCUGCCGAUAUACUUGGAGCGCUACCGUGGGACAUUCUAUUUUUUGGAAACGGAAGUCAUUCGACAAUGCGUCUUGCAAAUUGCUUUAAAUUAGCUCGCCUAUUACGACUUGUUGCAUUCGUCCGAAAUUUUCAGAAAACUGAAUAUCGAUCAGCAGUUUUAUUUCUUCUCAUGCUUCUCUUUGCCAUUGCUGCACACUGGUUAGCUUGUAUCUUUCAUUUUAUUGCCAUUCUCGAACGGCCUAAUCUGCAAGUCAAAUAUUCAUGGUUGGAUCAUCUUGCCGAUAAAUAUAAAAUGCCAUAUCUGGCGAAUGAUACACUGAGCGGUCCAGAUACGAAAUCGAAAUAUUUAACUGCACUUUUCUUUGCAAUGACUUCUUUAACAUCAGUCGGUUUUGGAAAUGUGGCAGCGAAUACAAAUGGCGAAAAGUUAUUUUCUAUACUUUCGAUGUUAGCUGGAUCAUUUCUGAGCGCUUCUAUUCUUGGAAGCGUAACAACAAUCAUUAUUAAACUAUAUCAAGGUGCAGAGGAAUUAAAGGAAAUGAAACAGAGCAUCGAUGAUUUCAUUAAACAUCAUCGCAUCAACAAACAACUGGCCAAACAAAUGCAAGAAUCAUUUGAUCAUGAAUGGAAAAAUACCAAAGGAAUCGAUAUGAAUAGCAUUUUGAAAACAUUUCCCGAAUGCAUACAAGCAGAUAUAUGUCUGCACUUGAAUCGAGAUCUACUAAACCAUUGUCCGGUAUUUGAUGAUGCAAGUGAAGUUACUCUUCGAACAUUAGCUAUUCUUUUCAAAUCUACUCAUGUACCACCAGGUGAUACACUUAUACAUCAAGGGGACGUUCUUUACUAUAUCUACUUCAUACGCGGUGGUCAAAUGGAAGUUCUACAAAAUAAUGAAUCACAGGCAAUAAUCGGUCAAAAUGAUACAUUUGGAGAAAAUCCAUGUAAUACAGUAACACCGGGAAAGUCUCGAUGCGUUGUUCGUGGUGUGACAUAUUGUACAUUGAAUAAAAUCCAUCGCGAUGACCUAUUACAUGUUUUUCAUUUAUUCCCUGAUUUUGCUAAAUCGUUUGCUGAACGUUUCCAAGUUACAUUUGAUCUUAGACAAUGUGAACUAAACGAAUCCAAACCAUUCUACAAGUUAGAUGAUGAAAUACAAGUACUGAUUCGGCAGCGGCGUCCGAAAUUACAAAGUGAAAAACGAUUUAGUAUGAUGAGCGAGCGUGAAGAAGAAGAAAAUAGAUUAGCAAUUUUGAGAUCGUUUCGCGACGUUCGUAUAAGUGCUGACGGUAAUGUUCGACGAUCAAUGAAUACUAUCGUUGAGUUAUCUCCUGAUCAAGCCAAUCUAUGCGAUGACAAGAUCAAAUUUGAUCAACAGCCGCGACGAGUCUCGUUGUCACCAAUAGUGCAUGGAAUUUCCAAUAUGUCGGUGAAAAAGAAAACCACGCCAUACACACUCUGUCUUCCACAAGAACCAGAAGAAAAGAAGUCACUGCUACCAGCUCAGCCACGUUCUCCAAUAGAUCAAAACACUCUGAGCAUGUCACAAAAAUUUGUAACCAACACUAUACGCAGUAUGGCUGAUGUCGAUGCCGAAUUAGCACUUCUUCAGAUGCGAUUUGAUGGCUUGGAACAAUUUAUCAACGACAAAAUCAAAGUUUUGUUUGAUUUUGCUACAGUCGUUUCACAAUCAAAUGCGAAUCAACUACUCACGAGUUCCAUUCAAAGAAGCACGACCAUUACCAAUAAAACUUACACUGUUCUAGAUAAACUGGUCUUUUCAACAGAAAAAUAA
Messenger RNA from Adineta ricciae, 2250 nucleotides. The record is from the annotation of a GenBank genome assembly. NCBI's taxonomy places the organism in Eukaryota, Metazoa, Rotifera, Eurotatoria, Adinetida, Adinetidae.